GACGGGGCGCGAGGAAAGCGCCCGCGAGGAAGGCGCAAGCGCAAGGCAAGCGGGCCCCAGACAUGGAGCAGAAAGCCGAAGAUGAGCGUUUGCAUCGAAUGCCAUACACCGAAGGUUAUCUUUGCUCAUGACUUGUGCACCUCAUGCUAUUCGAGAAAGAACCGGGCAAACCGCAGAGAGUCAGGACGCUGCACCCAAUGUGGAGGUGUCCGCGAUGACGAUCUUUUCCUUCUGUGUUCGGCCUGCCGGGAGCGCAAGGGGAAGAAGAAGCAGGAAAGGCAGUCGCUGUGGCAAAGGAGGAGGAUGGGCCUUUGCGUCGAGUGUCACGCAUGGGCCGAAAUGCACAAUCAAACCAAGUGCCGCGGAUGUUACAGGAAGCAGCUCCGGGAAGAGCACAAAGUGUUAGGAGUUUGUACUGAUUGUGGAGGCCCCCGGGAUGAGGAAUGCUUCUUUAAAUGUUUGACAUGCCGCAAGCCAUAUCUGAAGUCCCAGGUUGAGCAGGAUCAUUCGUUCAGCGUCGCAAGCCAUGAAUACGCAGAGGAGGCACCUGGCACUUUGUCAGGUAACGGCGACUACUUGCACGGGGCUAACAACGAUGGUAUGCACAUAGUCACCGGAGGGAUAUAGUGCUAGUACCUUUAGACAUGGCUAGAUAUAAGAUUCCAGCAUCAAUCGUCCGUCCAAUCCAAUACACAUCCAAUAGCUCUCUCUUCCGCUGCUACCCGCACCGCGUUUGUCUGAUGACUCUCACUAUGCCCACCGCAAGGCACGACCUCGUACCGCCCUCGACGCCCUGUCUCGGUCGGAGGUAUGGAAGAGAACCUAGCACAAACCGCCGCGGCCCCAGCAUCUUCAAGAUAAGCGCAAUCCCCUCAACACAACACCCUGGACUGUACCGAAUUAGACCCCUUAGU
Molecule: messenger RNA, 914 nt
Organism: Chaetomium strumarium
Lineage: Eukaryota; Fungi; Ascomycota; Sordariomycetes; Sordariales; Chaetomiaceae
Exons: 1
Coding region: 82-627 (181 amino acids)
Source: RefSeq, a predicted model, not a curated record